Messenger RNA from Brugia malayi, 339 nucleotides. RefSeq lists its product as uncharacterized. Bases 1 to 339 code for a protein of 112 amino acids. Lineage: Eukaryota; Metazoa; Nematoda; Chromadorea; Rhabditida; Onchocercidae. The record is from RefSeq and is a predicted model, not a curated record. The transcript is spliced from 2 exons.
AUGAUACCAAUGUUCCUUUCCUUACUAGCUAUGACAUUUUUUGCCCUUGGCGUAAGAGUAUGCAUCAAUUUGUUCAGCGAGACUUGUUUUAUUCUGUACAACUCACCAUCGCUUACGACUGCAAUGAUUUUUGCUGCUCUUUGCUUUUGCAUUUUACUAUUGGAACUCAUACUUUUGUUAUGUACGAACGAACCAAAUAAAACGGUGGAUGGUGGUACUCAAACUGGACCAGUAAGCAAUCGAGAUUCCAAUUGUGAUAAAACAUCAGCUAUAAUCAUAAAUCCGCAAUUCAAGCAAGCAUUUAUUGCUCGUCGCUCUCCGAUGCAAACAAAUCUAUGA